UUUUCUUUUAACAAUUCAAACAUCGUAGAUUCUGAAUCAUCUUAGUGUAUUGUAGGUUAACACUCCUCUGCUAAGAUAUACAUGAUAUGAGUAAUCAAAUGUUUUGAUCACCUGACACAUAAUAAAUGCUAUGUAAGUUUUAGCUAUUUUGUUUUUCAGUUUUAGCUGUUAUUGGGGAAGCUGAAAGGGAAUGUAGCUCAGCUUCUAAAAGAGUUAAUGUAGUACAUUACCAAGCUUUCAGAUUAGCUUUAUACAUAAGUGAAUAUCAUUUCUUAAUGAGUAUUUUUUGUAAAGCCUAAAAUGUGUCCUGCAGUAAAUAGAGAAAUAACAACCACCAAAGGUCUUCCUGGUUUCAGGCCUUGCUGGUGCAUUUAUUUCCACUCUAUAGCCAGAAUGAUUUUUCUGAUGGGCAAAUUUGAUUCUGUCACUUUUCAAUUUAAAACUUUUCAAUUCAUUCCCGUUGGUCUUGGGAUUCAUUCAUUUGUAUUUACCAAGAGGCAAACACUGUUCUGGGUGCUGGAGGUAAGAGUAGUGAGUAUUAAAUAUGUAUGUGUUAUACACACACACACACACACAAACCAUACAACAUAGAACCUUGUAAAUGGAAUGGUAUGGAGCUGGUCUUCAUGUAAUGCAGAGUUAUUUCUGAGUUUAUGAAACCUUGGCAUGAGUGCUGGCAAAGUGUAGAAAUUCCGAAGGCCUUGCUUAUGAUAGUGUCUAAUAAACAAUAACCGUUUGUGCCUACCUUGGUCCCUCACGUCCUCUUAAGAAGUUCACUUUUUCCUUAUGUGGAUUUCCUUUGUUGUUGUUGUUGUUGUUGCUGUUGCUGUCAUCUAAUCAACAGUAGAUCUUGUAAGUUUGCUCUGUGGAAAUACUGGUUUCCAGUUGAGGCUGUCUUUGGGCUGCUUACCCCAGCCUUAAGUGCCAUCUUGAAAUGUAAUGUGUGAUAUUUCUUUACUCAUUGGUCCUAGACGCUAUGAAUAUUCCUGAUAAGGUAGCUUUUUUUCCUCCAACCUUUUUUUUUUUUUUUAAACUACAGAUUUACAGUAACACAUUUCAUUUAUUAAAUGAGACACACUUGUUUCUCAUGGGUAAUUUGUUACUAGAGGGUGCUAUAAAUUGCACUAGGCAACUUAAAGACAUUGCUACUUUUUGAUGACAUGAUAGAGAGAAAAAUACUUUAGUUGAGUCAUGUAAAAGACUGUUUUAAAAAGUAUGAGGACUUAGUCAUCAUUUGUCAUUUUAUUCUUUUAAGUGUUUGGAAAGUAUCCGUAUUAAAAUAAUACCUUUAAAAGCAUGUAUUCAUUAAAUUGUCAAAAUUGUCAUUCAAAAAAUUUAUAAUUUUGCAUUUGUGUAUGUGUAUAUCCACUAUACCUUAUGCUUCAGUGUAAGCCUACAAUAUUUAUGUAAGUCUUAGAGGUUAAAUGUUUGUGAUGUUUUAUGCCAUAGUAAGAAGAUGAUUCCAUAUGAAGUGUCAAUUGACAUUGUCUCUCUGGUAUAAAUACAAUUUUAUUUAUUAUCGAUACUGCGUUAGGUCAUGUUAGUUAGAAGCAGAGCCCAGGACAUGGAUUUGGGCAUAUGUGAUUUACUGCAGGAGCGCUCUCAGGAGAACAAGAGUGAGGGAAGGAGGGUGGUCAGGGGAGGAGCCUAAACAAGCUUGUGGUCUAAGCAGUGGUCUGGAUUCAGCCUGGACUCAUGGGAAGUUUUGGAGCAAGAGCAAAGAGGCAGGCCUUUUAUACCUGUGUUAGUCAUUGGCUGCAGGCUGCUUGAGUGAGGGUGGAGUAGAGAAUGAUGGCAUAUAACCUUCCGGGUGUGGCGGUCCCUGUCCAUUGGAAGUCUUUCUCCAGCAGCCAGCACUCACAGCAGCUGGACAAUAGGUGCCCUGGCCUAUAAAGGGGAUCUGGCAGACACCAUCAGCACCCACCACAGAUGGUCAUUAACUCCAGCAGUGAAGACAUCACUAUUUCGUUAGGAAAACAGCUUGUCUUCUGAGAUAUAAAUAGAGAAUUAUUUAUGAAUAUGCUUCUUAGUCUUCUUUUGAUUCGUGUUUUAUCAUAUUUCUUUUUUAGUAAGAUGCUGUGGUAAUCAUGUUUACCAGAUUGAAAUAAGCACACCGGGAGGCAUAGCUAGUAUGGUUGAUGACCAAGUCACCAUUUCACAAGAUUUCCAAUAAUCUGGAAAGAUGAAUUUUCACAGUGAUUAAUGUGAUUCUUCAGUUAGUAGAAAUUCUCUCGUAUGACACGCUUAUGGAAAAGUAUUUCUAGUUCGUAAAAUAAGCGGUCAUGAUACUGGAAAGCUGUAUGCCAUGAAAGUUUUGAAAAAGGCAACAAUAGUUCAAAAGGCCAAAACCACAGAGCAUACAAGGACAGAACGACAAGUCCUGGAGCACAUUAGGCAGUCGCCGUUUUUGGUGACAUUACAUUAUGCUUUCCAGACAGAAACCAAACUUCAUCUCAUUUUAGAUUAUAUAAAUGGUGGAGAACUUUUUACUCAUCUUUCUCAAAGAGAGCGUUUCACAGAGCACGAGGUGCAGAUUUAUGUUGGAGAGAUUGUGCUUGCCCUCGAACAUCUCCACAAGUUGGGGAUUAUAUAUCGUGACAUUAAGCUUGAGAAUAUUCUACUUGAUUCUAAUGGCCAUGUAGUGCUGACAGAUUUUGGUCUGAGUAAGGAGUUUGUGGCUGAUGAAACUGAAAGAGCAUAUUCCUUUUGUGGAACUAUUGAAUACAUGGCACCAGAUAUUGUCAGAGGGGGAGAUUCAGGACAUGACAAGGCAGUUGAUUGGUGGAGUUUAGGUGUUCUAAUGUAUGAAUUACUAACUGGAGCAUCUCCUUUCACUGUUGAUGGAGAAAAAAAUUCCCAAGCUGAGAUAUCUAGGAGAAUAUUAAAAAGUGAGCCUCCAUAUCCCCAAGAAAUGAGUGCUUUAGCUAAAGACCUAAUUCAGCGUCUUCUGAUGAAAGAUCCCAAGAAGAGAUUGGGAUGUGGUCCACGUGAUGCAGAUGAAAUCAAAGAACAUCUCUUCUUUCAGAAAAUAAAUUGGGAUGAUUUAGCCGCCAAAAAAGUGCCUGCACCAUUUAAGCCGGUCAUUCGAGAUGAAUUAGACGUGAGUAACUUUGCAGAAGAGUUCACAGAAAUGGAUCCCACUUAUUCUCCUGCAGCCCUGCCCCAGAGCUCUGAGAAGCUGUUUCAGGGCUAUUCCUUUGUUGCUCCUUCCAUCCUAUUCAAGCGUAAUGCAGCUGUCAUAGACCCUCUUCAGUUUCACAUGGGAGUUGAACGUCCUGGAGUGACAAAUGUUGCCAGGAGUGCAAUGAUGAAGGACUCUCCAUUCUAUCAACACUAUGACCUAGAUUUGAAGGACAAACCACUGGGAGAAGGUAGUUUUUCAAUUUGUCGGAAGUGCGUGCAUAAAAAAAGUAACCAAGCUUUUGCAGUCAAAAUAAUCAGCAAAAGGAUGGAAGCCAAUACUCAGAAGGAAAUAACAGCUCUGAAACUCUGUGAAGGACACCCCAAUAUUGUGAAGUUGCAUGAAGUUUUUCAUGAUCAGCUUCACACAUUUCUGGUGAUGGAACUUCUGAAUGGGGGAGAACUGUUUGAACGCAUUAAGAGAAAGAAGCACUUCAGUGAGACGGAAGCCAGCUAUAUCAUGAGGAAACUUGUUUCAGCUGUCAGCCACAUGCAUGAUGUUGGAGUGGUGCACAGAGAUUUGAAACCUGAGAAUUUAUUGUUCACCGAUGAAAAUGACAAUUUGGAAAUUAAAAUAAUUGAUUUUGGGUUUGCACGGCUAAAGCCACCGGAUAAUCAGCCCCUGAAGACUCCAUGCUUCACCCUUCAUUACGCAGCCCCAGAGCUCUUGAAUCAGAACGGCUACGAUGAGUCCUGUGACCUGUGGAGCUUGGGUGUCAUUUUGUACACAAUGUUGUCAGGACAGGUUCCCUUCCAAUCUCAUGACCGAAGUUUGACGUGUACCAGCGCAGUGGAAAUCAUGAAGAAAAUUAAAAAGGGAGAUUUCUCCUUUGAAGGAGAAGCCUGGAAGAAUGUAUCCCAAGAGGCUAAAGAUUUGAUCCAAGGACUUCUCACAGUUGAUCCAAACAAAAGGCUUAAAAUGUCUGGCUUGAGGUACAAUGAAUGGCUUCAAGAUGGCAGUCAGCUGUCCUCCAAUCCUCUGAUGACUCCGGAUAUUCUAGGAUCUUCAGGAGCUGCCGUGCAUACCUGUGUGAAAGCAACCUUCCACGCCUUUAACAAAUACAAGAGAGAGGGAUUUUGCCUUCAGAAUGUCGAUAAGGCCCCUUUGGCUAAGAGAAGAAAAAUGAAAAAGACUAGCACCAGUACCGAGACGCGCAGCAGUUCCAGCGAGAGUUCCCAUUCUUCUUCCUCUCAUUCUCAUGGUAAAACUACACCCACCAAGACACUGCAGCCCAGCAAUCCUGCCGACAGCAAUAACCCGGAGACCCUCUUCCAGUUCUCAGACUCAGUAGCUUAGGCAUGGUAGGAGUGUGUCAGUGAUCCAUUGCACCUUUAUUCCCUCAGCAUAUGCCUGAGGUGAUCUUUUAUGCUUUUAAAAAUGUUUCCCGUUGGUCUCAUUGGAAUCUGCCUCCUAAUGAUUUUUUUCAGGAAAACCUGUUUGGUUAUCCUCAUCUAAAAGCACUGGACAGAGAAUGUUACUGUGAAUAGAGCACAUAUUACUUUUUAGCAAGCUAGCAUGAUGCCAACAAGACCAUUCUUGAAAGAGCAAAGGUCCUGUAAAUUUAACUAGGGCUAGAUUUGAGCUGCUUGCAGAAUAAGUCACAGGUUUUCCAGAUGUUUGCCAACAAGAAAUGACUCAUACUGUGAUGAUACCUUUUGCUUUGCCUUGUGGACAAUGUGGGUUUUUGGAAUUUGCACCCUUCAAACAGUGAUUUAUCAGAGAAAGGGGUCUGUUUUCAAAAAAGAUUCUGUAAUGAAUUUUAUGUGUGGCAUAUACUUAUUUCUUGAGAGAAGAUUUUAACUUAUUGUUUUUAUUUUAUGGUUACAUAUGAUGAUAACCUGCUAUUGUUAAUCUUUUUCUAAAAAGUGGAAAAAAAAAAAAAGAUAUAAGAACUCAAGGUCCCAUACUCUGUAUUCGGGAUCCAUCUGAGAUGCAUGCUAAGCUAUGUGUAUGUUUUUAAUUUUGCACUGCUCUUUCCUGGCAAUUUGUUUUAAUGGUUAUUGCAGAAUAUUAAGGUACAUGUCUCUCUGUUUUAAGUAAUAUUGCACUUUAUAAAAAAGUAUGAAUAAAGCAAACUGUUUUAUAAAGUGCACUGUUUAAAGCAUUUGCACUGUAUUUUUGCCAUUUAUUUUCAUUUUCUACUUUAAAUUUGUCCUCACAUCCCUCUUCUACUUUGUAUGCAACAAGUAGAAUGGGGCAUGUUGUGUAAUGUAGUCAGCCUCUUAUGCACCAAUGUGAGGAAAACCUAAAGGGAAAUUAUACUAAACACUGUGCUUCAUAUUUGUACACUGUGUUGUACUACAGUGAGGAAUUUCCUCCUGUGGUCAUAUAUUAUGUACAUAAUAUUUUAGGAUCAUACUUAUGACUUGUUUGGAAAUUUUUCUGUUAAAUUUUAAAUCCAGAAAGCAUAUUUUAUAAACUUAUGCAGAGCACUUUUAUUGCUCAAAAGUUCUGAAUUCAUACAGAAAACAAGUACUAUGUGAUGAAAACAUUUCAUUAAAAGAUUGCUGCAUUAAAAAAUACAAUUAAUUCAUUCCCUAUGCAAAAAAAAAAAAAAGUGAUAGGAUUUGUAUGUUAUAUUUUCUUUUAAAGCCAUCAUGUGAAAUGUCAGGACUGAGAAAAGUGAUUUUUUUGCUUUGUUUACAGGAAUCAUGCUUAAAGAGAUAUGCCCAACAUGUUUAUUUUAUAGUUUUUGUUAAUGAUAACCUUUUGAGCAUUAGUUUGGAAUUUGGAUAUGAUAUUUAUUUAUUCCUUUCUUGAGGUUAUAGCAGCAUUAAUUUCAACCAGUUAUGAAUACUAAAAAAUAUUGCACUCUAUGUAAUAGUAGUAUAUUUAUUACUAAAUCAAUGUAUAUAUUAAUAGCACAGGCAAAAAAUGGCAAAUAUUAAAAUAUUUUCAAAAUGUUAUAUUAUCCUGUUCACAUUUUUGUCCACAGUGGUUAUUGGAAAUAAUAUUUUAUACUUUUUGCUGGCCCAAAUGACUACAUAAUAUUGAGUUAAUGAAAGUUUCGUACUCCCAGCUUUCAGUUAUUCCUAGUAAUUAUGGGAAAUUUUGUGUGAAUUAUUACCAAACUAUUGCUAAUUCACAAAAUGUGAUUCCAUCAGGCACAGAUCUCUAGUAAUCAAGAAAAUGACCAUAUUUAUAAUUAUAUUGGAUAUAUUUGAAACUUAUCUGGCUCUUCAAGCCAUUUUUUAAACUGUGCAUGCUGGUAGAAAAUACUAGUUGUAAAGUACAAACUAAAGGGACUAUGUUGCUAAUAGAAAAUGAUCCGGAAAAAUGGUCAGGCAGUAUACAGAUUGAUGAUGUGAUUGAUUUCAUUGUGAAUAUUGGAAAUUAAUGGGUUUCAUUUUCAUUUAUUUCCCUUGCCUCUUCUUCUGGAGGAGGACUUGACAGACAAUGAAAUGGGUAAAAAGGCAGUAAGACUAACAGGAAGAAGGAAAGAUAGGCUAGCCGUCAACUGAUGAGCCUGCCUGAAUAAUCUCAAAUGGGCUUUUGAAAAGACCUUAACAAACACUGUUGCCCUCUCGUCAAAUAUCUUUAUCCACAUCCUACUUGUAAGUACCAAAAAGACAGCAUUUGAUGCCAAGUUUGAAGCAGUUAGGUUGUAUGCAGGCUGUGUAUUAACAUACAGUGAAUUGCACUUUAAAAUUCAGAAAGCUUUUCAUUUGGUCACAUCAAAAAUAAACACUACAAAAUACUUUAUAUAAAAAUGUUAAAUGAUAGGACUCUUUUGGUAUUAAGAGUAAAAUAGAAGAAGAUCUAAGAAAUACAAAUACAUUAGUUCUCUUUGUGACAUUAACUUUGGGACUAGAGCCACAUCACCCCCUCCCUUCUUCACUUAUUGAUUGUAUUGUAUAUAAUUUUCAUGCCAACACAAAUCCUGAUUCAUGUAUUUUGUAACUGUAUGUGACGAAUUGAGAGGCAAAAAUAAGAAAAGGAAGAUAAUAGAGGAAAGAUGUUAAGAAAGACCAGUGUCUUCUCAUUACUCCGCCAGAUCCUGUGUCUGAAAGAGGUUAAUUAGCAUUUUGAAAAUCAUUGGCUGAGUGUGGUGGCUCAGACCUGUAAUCCUGGUGCUUUGGGAGUACAAGACUGGAGAAUCACAUGAAGCCAGGAGUUAGAGACCAACCUGGGCAAUAUAGUGAGACAUUCUGUCUCCAAAAAUAAAAAUAAAAAUUAGCUGAGCAUGGUGGCUCAUGUGUGUAGCCCUAGCUACUCAGGAGUCCAGAGUAUGGAGGAUCACUUGAGCCCAGGAGUUCGAGGCUGCAGUGAGCUGUGAUCGUGCCACUGCACUCCAGCCUGGGCAACAGAGCGAGACCCUGUCUUAAGAAAAAAAGAAAUUCAUUGAUUCUUCCAAACCUUUAUAAAGUAAGAAACCACUGAAUUACUAGAGUAGAGAGUCAGUCUCCUGAGUUAAUUUCCACAUUGUUGUCUGUCUGGAGUCACAGGUUCAUUACCCAAGAAAACUGCCUUUUAAUUUUUUUUUUAGAUUACUGCUGAUUUCAAGUAUGUAAAUGACUUUUAAAUAUAAGGUAAGUUAUUUUACAGAAGUCUACUAAGAUAGAAGUCACCUUUUUAAAGUUAGGACAUUCCUUUUGUAUCUCAGUUUAUGUUCUUAAAUUCAGUACUUUAUAAAAGUA
Messenger RNA from Cercocebus atys (sooty mangabey), 7818 nucleotides. RefSeq names its product ribosomal protein S6 kinase, 90kDa, polypeptide 5 (gene RPS6KA5). Gene Ontology annotation, molecular function: ATP binding; magnesium ion binding; protein serine/threonine kinase activity. The coding region runs from base 2306 to 4477 and encodes 723 amino acids. Gene Ontology annotation, biological process: intracellular signal transduction; protein phosphorylation; regulation of DNA-templated transcription. The record is from RefSeq and is a predicted model, not a curated record. The transcript has 16 exons. Lineage: Eukaryota; Metazoa; Chordata; Mammalia; Primates; Cercopithecidae.